This is a messenger RNA of Melanaphis sacchari, 2234 nucleotides long. RefSeq names its product protein SAND (gene Mon1). Lineage: Eukaryota; Metazoa; Arthropoda; Insecta; Hemiptera; Aphididae. Bases 673 to 2052 code for a protein of 459 amino acids. The transcript has 9 exons. The record is from RefSeq and is a predicted model, not a curated record. Gene Ontology annotation, biological process: protein targeting to vacuole; endosome to lysosome transport via multivesicular body sorting pathway.
UAUUAAUAAAAAAAACACAGAUAAUGUUCUUCCCUCAAAAUUUGAUAAUGGGUCAUUUCGUUCUAGUAAUCUGGUAUUUAAGCUAAACACACAAAAUUGGUUGAUGGUUCUAUAGCACGAACAUUUUCCAUAUAGGUACAUUUGUAAGACUACAGAUGCAGGUGUCUGGCGUAGUAACUUCCGCAUUCCGAAUUGUUUAUCUCGUUAUUAUUAUUUUCAUUAUCACGGCUAUUAUCAUCACAGAUUAAAAACAAUAAUAUGUUAAUAAUUUUAUCAGGAUGCUUAUCUGCAAAUUUUUUGUGACAAUAAUACUCUGAUUUCUGAGUUUCGACUAGAUGAUAAAUUUCGCGCUGUGCUGCUUUGAAUGCUGUCUACUGACAUCGCCAUUCGCCAGUAGAAGUGUUGAUUGAUGAGUGUUGCCGGUGUUGAACUAUGCAUUAUGUAUCAUUGGAAACGUCAUUUGACCGUGCUGCUCUUUAUUAGUAAAAAAUUAUCGCAACUGGUAUAAAUAUUAUGAUAUGUUUUAUAUGCUAGCCGAUUAGGUUCCAAAGUUGUCAACAAAUUCAUUAACUAUUAGAUUUUAUACUGUAUCUGGUUGUUCAAUUUAUAAUAAACCAAUAAAUAUUUUUAUGUAUUGCACAUUCAUUGGAUUUUAAUUACUCAGUAUAUGAUAUGGAGAAAACUCAAGAAACUGAUACAACUACACUGAUUUCUGAUAUAAAUGAUAUUGCUAUACACGAUCCAGAAAAUAGUAAAUCUGUUGCUGAAGAUAAGCCUGUACCGAGUUGUUCAGAACAAGGAAGUUCUUAUGAAAUUUUAUUAGAUCAACUUAAAGAAAACAAUAAACAUAUAUUUGUUUUAAGUACAGCCGGUAAACCUAUAUACACACGGUUUGGAAAUGAAAACCAAAUGGCCUCCCUAUUUGGUUUAAUGAUAGCUUUAGUGUCGGUGACUCAAGAUUCAAACGACACAUUGCAGUCAAUUUGUUGUGGUCAGACUCGAAUAGUGUUUUUGAAUAAAGAUCCUCUUAUAUUGGUCGGUGUUUCCCAAUCUUCUGAGCCUUAUGACCAAAUUAAAAAACAAUUAACAUAUGUGUAUAACAAUAUAAUUAGUACUUUGACAUUAACUCAGUUAAAAAAAAUUUUUCACAAUAGAACUAAUUUUGAUUUACGGCGAUUGAUGAGUGGAUCUGAAAGAUUAAUAGACAAACUUAUAACGUUUACUGAGAAUGAUCCAGGAUUUUUAUUAGAUUCUAUUAGUUGUCUACAAAUGCCAUCUAGUAGCAGAGAUAAAAUAACACAAACAAUAUUGACACAAUGUAGUAAAAUUAAAAAUUUAGUAUUUGGUUUAUUGAUUGCUCAAAAACAUGUUAUAUCUAUUGUACGUAUGAAAAAAUAUUCACUGCAUGUGUUUGAUAUUCACUUGAUAUUAAACUUAAUUAAUUCAACGGAAUCAUUUAAAACAGCAGAGAGUUGGACACCUAUAUGUUUACCUACAUUUGAUUCUAGUGGUUACAUGCACGCUCAUAUAUCAUAUCUAGCAGAAGAUUGUCAAGCAUGUUUAGUUUUAUUAACAAUUGAUCAUAAUCUUUUUUUUACACUUUCUGAUGCCAAAAGAAAAAUCACUGAAAAAAUGCGUUGCAAUGAUUGUCUCCAUGCAAUUAACGAGGCAAUUAUUCGCCAACCCAUUAGCUUAGCACGAGCAAAUAUUACAGGAUUGCGGCAUCUUUUAUACAAAAACAAAAAUCGGUCACAACACUGGUGCCCUCCAUUUACAUCUCCAUAUAAUACCAAUGAAUUACAACAAAAUCUCAUGUCAGUAUAUUCUUCAUUAAUUAGCCAAAUUAAUUUCCCUGGGCGUACAUUAAAAGUGAUUUUUCAACAAUUAACAGCUGAAACUAUGCUUGCUUGGGCAACUGAAGAUGUUGAAUUGUAUAUGUGUUUUGAACCACUAGUUUCUAAAGAAAAUGCAACAAAUGCGGUUACUAAAUUAACACAAUGGAUGAAAAAAGAAGAGGAUUCAUUGUUUAUAUUUAAUAUUCCCAUGUUUUAAUAUCAGCCAUUGCAUGAAAUUGAAUUUGGAAUUUGUGAUAAUAUAAAUAUAUUAAUAGGUACCUAUCUUAAAUUAUUCUUAAAUUUUUUAGGUAUGUAAUUAUAAAUUUUCAACUUUUUAAGUUCCUUUAUAUCAUCUUUCUUUAUUUUAGUUAGAUGUAUACAACCAAAAUAAUAAAGAAA